Helianthus annuus (common sunflower) is the source of this 594-nucleotide messenger RNA. Its product is annotated as GTP-binding nuclear protein GSP1/CNR1-like. Gene Ontology annotation, biological process: protein import into nucleus; ribosomal subunit export from nucleus. The transcript is spliced from 5 exons. Gene Ontology annotation, molecular function: GTP binding; GTPase activity. Gene Ontology annotation, cellular component: nucleus; cytoplasm. The record is from RefSeq and is a predicted model, not a curated record. Bases 1 to 594 code for a protein of 197 amino acids. NCBI's taxonomy places the organism in Eukaryota, Viridiplantae, Streptophyta, Magnoliopsida, Asterales, Asteraceae.
AUGGUCAAUUGGGUGCGAAUGAUGAAGAAGAUUCAACUGAUGAGGAUGGUACAAAUGAUGAAGAACCAAGAGAUAAUGGAACGCGAGCACUGUCAUCACAAUGAGAAUAUGAUGAUGAGGAGAUUUGCAAUUCAUGACAUGGAGUUUGCAACAAACAUAGAGGACGACGCGAUUCCAGUAGAAUGUGUUGAUCGGCAUGGCGGCUAUGAUGACUGUUAUGAGGAAGCAUUGCUUGCAGCUGAUUGUAUCAUGAUCAUGAUAGAUGUGACGAAUUUGCAGAGUUUUGAAAGAUUGGAAUUCUGGAUUAAUACAAUAUACAGGAUAGCUGGUAUUAGUUUCAAUCCCAUUGUUAUCGUUGGAAACAAGGUUGACUCGAAUGAAAGAAUUGUAGAACCACAUAUGGUUGCGGCGCGUUCUACCCUACAAUAUUAUGAAGUUUCGGCUCUAGCAAACCAUAACUAUGAACAACCAUUUGUAUACCUCCUUCAACAAUAUUGGAGACUCGAUCUUCAGCUUGAGGUAGCCCUUCGGCUUGCUAAUCCACAGGCUCAGAUUGUCCCGGUAGCACCAGCAGCAGCACCACCAGCACUGUAA